GGCACGGGCAGCAGCGAGAGAAGGGAGAGAGCGGAACGUACCCAGGGUAAAGGAUGCCCGGGACAAUGGCACCGGUCCAUUCCCUCCCCCGCCUCCUUUCCUCCGCAUCGUGAUGAACGCCGCCGGGGCGGCCGCCCGCAGGAUGCCGUCGGCGGCCCGGCGGGGCGGAGGCUGGGCAGCCCGCUGCCAGGCGCUGCUGUUCGGCGUGUCGGCGCUGGUCAUCGUGGCCGAACGGACCGCUCUCAUCUACUGUAUUGGGUUUUACCUUUGGAACGAGGAGACGCAGUGGGCGGGCAUCACUCUCGGCCUUUUUCUACCGGGAACCGCAGUUCAGCUGCUAAGUAUGAAAUGGUACUACGACGACGGCGAUGACAGGCGCUGCUACCUCUCCGUCAUACACAUACUGCACUUGGGCAUCUUCAAAAGGUUUUGGGACUGCACGAGGUCCGUGUUGCGCAUGCAGGACUCGGUGGCCGAGCUGGGAGCCGCUGUCAUGCAGCAGGCAGACGUGGCUGCUCUUUGGUUGCUGGAGGCCCUCGUCCUCACGCUGCCCCAGAGCCUGCUGCAGGCUCAUGUGGUGGUGUCCACUGAUGUGGGCAUCAUGUCCCCAGUGGCCUAUUGCUGUGGUCUGUGUGUGCUGUCUAUUUCCUGGGCCUUGGUGCUGUACAGCCGAGCCUGCUGUCUGAUACGACCGGGCCACCUGGCCAUGCCUCCGGCGGCCCUGCUGUGCCAGCUGGUGUGGAGGGCUGGCAUGCUGGGGGCGAGGGUGACUUGCCUCAUGUUUUUCGCCAGGGUCUUUAACUGGUGGGUCUGUGGAGUAGCAGGUUUCCACUGGCUCACCGCCUCCUUCUGGCUGGUGUCCCAGCAGCCAGACAUCUGCACCGGCCCCUGGUGUUGGCGCGCCUUCAAUGGCGUCAUGGGGCUGGUCCACGUCUUCCUCUUCCUCAACGUUAAGGACGGACCCUCGCGCUUUCGCAUGGCCAUUUUCUACGCGUUCAUGCUGGUGGAGAACGCCACUCUGCUGCUGGCCGCCUCCGACUUCCUCAGCGAAGCAUCGUGGGACAGCAUGACGCUUCCCGCCACCGUGCUGUGUAGCUUCCUCCUCGGCGCGACCUCUCUCGUCCUCUACUACAGGUUCCUCCACCCCAAGUCAACGGAGAUCUCCCAGGGUACCAACCACGACCACAUGGGCAGCACGUGCAUGGAACGAGAGGAGUCCUCGUUCUCCUUCGGGGACAAAAGUCUGCCGGCCGCCUCGGUUCAAAACCACGGCAGCUUCUCGCUCUCGGGUGUGGCUGGUUCUCUGCUGGAGCACCCGGGAACCUGCGGGGGGGGGCGAGCCAACGGCUCCUGUCCCUGCUACCACCACCACUGGCUCCUGAUCCGGCUGGCCCUGAAAACGGGAGACCUGGGGAAGAUCAACGCGGCGUACGGGGCCGGCGGAGCGGCGGCCAUACUGGAUAUGGAGGAGUACCGCCAGCACUUUAAGAGCAACGAGGGCAUGACCAUCACGGCGGGGGGCAGCUGCGAGGGGGUCUCCGCGUCCGAGUCGCAGGGGAAAGGCCCGGCACCUCUCUCGGACUGCAAAGACGAGUUCCAGAGUGUGAGCGAGCCCACGUCCGGCGACAACCAAGAGGAGGAGGAGGAGGACGACAGCCUGGAGAUGGAGAGCCCGAUGGAGUCGCCCACGUCGGACUUCAAGCGGAGCUCGCCGGAGGGCAAGUCCGUGUUCGGAGACAGCCCGGAGCCGUACUUCUGUCCCACCGAGUCGAGUUCCACCCUGUACUUCAGCGCUGACCCCCAGUCCCCCAGCAGUGCCAGCACCACCCGCUUGGACCGGGACACGGGGGGUCUGGAACUGUGGGUCCCCCUCAACUCGAUUCCCAGCGACCCGGCCCUUCACAGAGACGUCCGCGGGCUCAUGGGCCGGGUGGGGCCACGCUGCACCUCCGCUCCGAAAUUGGACUCCGGAGCGCUGCACUCUGCGGCCACCGUCCCUCAUCUCACUGGCCCCAGGAGGCAGCUCAUAAUGUCGCGGAGGGAUGAAGAGGACAUCUUCUAGGUCUCCUUGGACGGAAUCCAGGGAACGAGGCACACCAGCUUUUUGGAAGGCGGCUUCUCCAAUCCGUCUAUAUAUAUAUAUAUAUAUUUAGUAGGUUGUGGGGCACAGCAUUCUUAACCGUUUUGGUAUCGUGCUAAACGUACCUGCAUUCGCCUCAAACCACAAAAAAACGUUUUUUUAAAGCUUAUUGCUUUUUGCCAAUUGCUGGACACGCAGAAAGCUGAAAACUUCAGCACUGUUUUCAUCAGACAUCAACGAGGGAGUUAAAGGUGAAACGGUAGUACGCGGAGCUGUGUCACACCGUCUACCCGACGAGACAUUUUAUACUCUUUUGGUAGGUAGCGAGCAAACUUGGGGCCUCAAGAAUUAAACUGUGAAACAAAGGGAACAGUGGUCCCGCCGUAUGGAGGAAGUAGCCAUGAGUUGUAUCAACAAACGCGCUUGGAAGUGUGCAGCUGUUUAUAGAAUCUUGAACAAUUCAAAUAUUAUAUACCGAAGCUGCUGUUGUUCAUGUUAAUAAUUGCCAGCGGUUAUGCGACUAGGGAAACUAUUCCUAGAUCAAAAGGGGGACACGUUUGUGACUGACCUCUUAAUCUUUACCAUCUCAGCACAAGUCCGAGCUUUGUUGGCUUCUUAAGAGCACAGGUAUCUUCCGUACCAAAUGUUUAUUGCUGUGAUUUUUUUCAUAUUCCCAUAUUAAGAAACAAAUGCCCGGUCCCUUCAGGGAAUAAUAAACUGUAUUUUUCGUAUAAUCAAUCGUUUGAGCAGGACUAGUUGAGUCCACCUGGUAAAAACUGUGUUUGAUGUUUUAUCUUUAUUUACAUGUUGAUCAUGGAAUUGCUAAGAUGUUGUUUGGAUUUACAAUUUGUUGGGAAAAUAAUUCUCAGGCACUGACUUUAAAGCCUUUCAAAUGUGUAGUGUAAGACAUUGAAAAGAUGCAAAUGGGGUUCUUGUAGUGACUUUUUUAUGUGCUCUAUAUCAGUGGUUCUCAACUGGUCUGGCUCCGGGACCCACCAUCACCCCUUAAUGACAAGCCCAAAUCGAGGAACAUUCUCAACAUCUCAAAUUUAUUCAAAAUCAAGUUCAUGAGCUGAAUUUUACAUUCAGGAUGUUUAAUUAUCCUAAAAACCCAAUGUCUCCCCCAUAUCAGAAUGGUUUGACCUAACCUGGCACAAGCUGCUGAAAACAUGGACGGACGAGCCUGCAAAAAACCGACACUCCGCUGCAUUAAAAAAAGUCCCUUCAAAAUAAAAUCACACGAUGAAUUUCUUUUUCUAAUUUUUAUUUUCCCAUGCGGGUCGCGACCCACCAGUUGAGAAUCACUGCUCCAUAUGAUGCUUUUUCUAGGGCACACAUGCAUUUUGCUCAUUACUGCUCUGAAAAGGGGUGAAAUCCACAGACAAAGCAGUGAGAUGAUGCUGGGUUUUCUCUUGCUCCAGACUGCCUUUAUGAAAUUUUGAAAUGUAAAGUGAAAGGCCACUGGUGGCUUAAGAUAAGCAAUAAAUAACCGGCAUAUUGGGGUGACAAA
Messenger RNA from Pungitius pungitius (ninespine stickleback), 3590 nucleotides. RefSeq names its product XK related 5a (gene xkr5a). The record is from RefSeq and is a predicted model, not a curated record. The transcript has 7 exons. Gene Ontology annotation, cellular component: plasma membrane. Gene Ontology annotation, biological process: phosphatidylserine exposure on apoptotic cell surface; engulfment of apoptotic cell; apoptotic process involved in development. Bases 113 to 2062 code for a protein of 649 amino acids. Lineage: Eukaryota; Metazoa; Chordata; Actinopteri; Perciformes; Gasterosteidae.